CCAAAAAACAAACAUCUACUCGACUGCGUCCGAACGCAUGCACCGAGUCUGCGUCACUCAUGAAACUGUUUUGGGUGGAGCUUUGCGCAAUUCCCAUCACACCAACCAUCAUAUAAAAGUUUCUGUUCCUCGGUCCUUCGUUCCUCCCCCUCGCCUCUCCUUUACGUCUAUAUUCCUCUCCUGCCUCUUUCUUUAGCUUUUUCCACCUUUGCAUUUUGUUUUUCUCUUUAAACCUUCAGGUGGUGUUUGAUUCCUUCCUCCCUUUCAUUUCUUCCGUUUGCACAAACCCCAAAGUUUUUCCCGCGACAGUCACGGACAAAGCAGAAACGAAAGCACAAUUCUCAACCAUUGCAUGCAUACGUGCAUCUCGCUAUGACAUGUGGAUCCUCUUCGUUUCCAUGAGAUGAAGACAGGGUGGGAAAAUUUCUAGGAUUUCUCUCGGCGUGUUCUGUUUGGAUCCUCGGGAUUUGGGAACGAAAAUUCCAUGGGAAACAUCUGGAGUAGCGGUGUGAACGGCCGUCGAAGGCAAGAGAGCCGUCGGAGCCACCAGCCCCCUCCUCCUGUGGUACCACCGCAGCCGGAAAUCCCCGUCAACCGGUACGUAAUCGCCGCCGCCACGCCCUAUCACUCACAAUACCCUAACCCCAACAAUACUCCCCAUCCUUACAACCAGUACCCUGGCUAUUAUGUACCUCCACCGGCUAUGCCGAUGCCUCUACCUGCCUCCUACGACCAUGGGCCUCAUUCUAAUCCCCAUCUUCAAGUAGACCCGGCUCAGGCACACGCCAAUUGGGUCGGCGGGAGGUACCCUUGUGGACCUGUCAUACCUCCUCCGGCGCCCCCUAUCGAGCACCAGAAGGCAGUUACUAUAAGGAACGAUGUUAAUCUCAAGAAAGAGACUUUGAGGAUCGAGCCGGACGAGGAAAACCCUGAGCAUUUCCUCGUAUCCUUCACAUUCGAUGCCACUGUUGCCGGCAGCAUCUUGACUAAUUCCGAGGUGCACGCGCCCUUGGCAAGUGGGAAGAUUAUCUGCAUUAGCAUUAUCUUCUUUGCAAAAGAAAGUGAGGACUGCAACCAGACACCGAUGAAGGAAAACCCAAUUGCACCUGUGACAGUACAUUUCCAACAAGGUCUGGGUCAGAAGUUCAGGCUGCCCUCUGGAACUGGAAUUAACUUCUCAAUAUUUGAGGAGACAGACAUUCUGAAAGUGGGUGACAUGAACAUCUAUGCUUUGGCGGUUAAAGCAGAGGCAACCUCAGUUAACAAGAAUGGUACAGAUGGAAACGCAAUACCUCCAACUACCAACUCCCAGAUAACUCACGCAGUGCUUGAAAAGGAAAAAGGUGAAUACCAGGUGAGGGUGGUGAAGCAGAUCCUUUGGGUCAAUGGAAUGAGGUAUGAGCUGCAGGAGAUAUAUGGGAUUGGGAAUUCUGUUGAGGGUGACUUGGAUGGGAAUGACCCAGGAAAAGAAUGUGUAAUCUGCCUGUCGGAGCUGCGGGACACAACUGUUCUACCCUGCCGCCAUAUGUGUAUGUGCAGUGGAUGUGCAAAGGUUUUGAGGUUGCAGACAAACCGGUGCCCGAUAUGCAGACAACCAGUUGAGAGGCUUUUGGAAAUAAAGGUCAACAAUGGAUUUGAUGAAUGAAAGGUAUUCCGCCACUACAAUGCUGUAUAUAACCUUCUUUUUUUGUCUUCUGCAUAUUUUCUGUGUAAUAACCUGGAAAGAAUGUAUAUUUGAUUAGUUUCUGGUAGUGACAUGCUGGCAUUACAUUUCGUCUGGCUUGGAUUAGUGCUUUGUGGCAAUUCCUUGGGAGGGAUAUAAAAUACAUGUUUGCUGCUCGUGUUCUAUCGAA
This is a messenger RNA of Juglans regia (Persian walnut), 1853 nucleotides long. Its product is annotated as probable E3 ubiquitin-protein ligase LOG2. Gene Ontology annotation, biological process: protein ubiquitination. Lineage: Eukaryota; Viridiplantae; Streptophyta; Magnoliopsida; Fagales; Juglandaceae. The record is from RefSeq and is a predicted model, not a curated record. The transcript is spliced from 4 exons. Bases 485 to 1645 code for a protein of 386 amino acids. Gene Ontology annotation, molecular function: ubiquitin protein ligase activity.